Podarcis muralis (Common wall lizard) is the source of this 2864-nucleotide messenger RNA. It is a transcript of the gene DYNLT3, whose product is annotated as dynein light chain Tctex-type 3. Gene Ontology annotation, molecular function: dynein intermediate chain binding. Gene Ontology annotation, cellular component: cytoplasm; cytoplasmic dynein complex. The record is from RefSeq and is a predicted model, not a curated record. Gene Ontology annotation, biological process: microtubule-based movement. Lineage: Eukaryota; Metazoa; Chordata; Lepidosauria; Squamata; Lacertidae.
CGCUGCCAAUUGAGGCCACUGCAGAAUAAUGGCAGACGGUGGUGGUGAUGGUAACAAAAUAGGGUAGUGAAAAGAGCCUGCCAUUGCUUUGAAGUCCAAUUUGGAAGUGCAGUGGAUUCCAAGGUUAAGGCCAAGGGAGGAUGGAGGAAGGGGUGGGAAGAGGAGCGCGUCAGACAAGAAUCCCGUGUUUGAGUGCCUGCCGCCCUCUGCACACAAUUGAAAAGGAGAAGACAAAACCUCAUGCAGAUGACCUUCAAUGCUGAAGAAGCGCACAGUGUUAUUAAAGAUUGUAUAGAAGGUGUUCUGGGCAAGGCAGAUUACAAUCACGACAAUGUCAAUCAGUGGACUGCAGCUAUAGUAGAACAAUCUUUAACACAACUGGUAAAAUUGGGGAAAACAUACAAGUACAUUGUAACCUGUGCAGUGAUGCAGAAGUGUGGAGCUGGUCUGCAUACAGCAAGCUCAUGUUUUUGGGAUACCACAACUGAUGGUACCUGCACAGUCCGAUGGGAAAACCGAACUAUGAACUGCAUCGUCAAUGUCUUUGCUGUAGCCAUUAUUCUGUAGCAAACUGGACAAAUCGCACUAAGUUAUGCCAAAGCCUUUAAGAACAAAACUAUCAAAUUACUUAUAGUACAUUGUAAGAAUUAUUAAAUAAAACUAUAUUUAUGCACUAAAGAGAGAGCAGGAAAUGUGCUUUUAAAAGAAGUCUCUGCACAAUAUAUAUUAUAGUAUAUAUUAUAGUAAAGUGUAAUCGUUCGGCUUAGCCAGCUGGCAGCUUGCUAGAGACCAGCUGUAAAAGAAAAAAGACAAUGUUUUGAGCAUUCUAGGACUGUGGUUCUCUCUGCUCCCCACCCUGCAACCUGCAAGAAGUGAUGGAAAAGUUACGUAAAAAUAAGAAAAUGCAUGUUUCCCCCCACAUUACCACUUCAUACACAGUGGUACUUCAUACACAGAAGCUUAAGAUAAAUGUAAUCAGUAAGGGGGAAGAGAAUAUUAUUUGUAACACACACACACACACACACACACACACACAAAAAUUGGUUCUGAGUUAUGGAAGUUGAUGCCUUAGAAUAGUGGUUUUAAACCUGUGUUCCAAGGAAUCCUUGCGCUCCCAUCUGUGCUGCUUCAGUAUAACGGCCGAUCUCUGCCCCCUGAAAACUAGAGUUGUGAGAGCGUGUUGUUUGCUGUAAUGCAUACACUCAUUUGAUGCAGUGCAACAGCUACCACAUAGUCUCAUGCGUGCAACCCAGAACAUAAUUCCAGCAUGAAUAAGUCGCACAGCAGGUCAAAAAAGUUCCCUGAAAGCUGUAAGUUUGAAAUCCGCUGCUGCUUAGACUAUUAGUGUUUGUGAUUUAUAAUGCAUAAUAAAUUAAGCAGUGAGGGGGGAGGAAGCAGAAAAACCCAACAAGUUGUAAAAUAAUAUUUUCAUGUUUUAGGCACAAAAUUUAUAAAGCCAAAGUACCUACUUUUCUCAUACAGGGUAUGAAUGUUCAGCAAAAGAAUGUAUUUUUCAUGCUGUAAAGGCUGUGCUUACACUGUGGCACAAUUCUUAAGGCACAUUCGUCAAAGUAGGGAAAUUGUAUUAAAACAUUCUGCAACAUUUGGUUCAGUUAUUGGUACAUUAACAAAUAUUUGGUGCAUCGGCACAUAAUUACAAACCAAAAGCAUAAAAAUAAUGUGCAGGUAAUACAUGUGCAAAUACUUUAGAUUAGGAUAUUAAAAGCUUAGCAAUGCUCUCAUGAUACCAUUUUAUUGCAUAUCUCCCAGGCAGGACCAGCCUUUGGCUCUUCAGAUUCUUGAAGAGAGUUGUGCUUGCUCAGUCGUGUUCAUAGAGUUAGACCAUAAAUCCUUGCUAUUUAUGUUAUUAGUUAAAAUAAUUCUGCAAUCCUAUGCUUGCUUGAGAGAAAAUUGCAUUGAAGAGAGUGGAACUUACUUCUGAGUAAGCAUGCAGGGAAUCAACAGUAUGCUUCUUGCUUCCUAGACCUACCAAAAUUAGAAAAUUCUCCACUUCAGUCAAGUGGGUAAUCCUAGUAACUUGAAGAACCACUCAAGCAAAUAUUAAGUACCUUUGCAAAUAUGUUUCGUAUAUAGGAUUCUAUUUUUUCAUAAAAAGUUACAUUGUUUUGCAGUUAUUUAUAUACCUAGUAGAACUUGAAGCUAUACUGUUGCAUUAAGCAUUUCUGCCUUUUGUCAGCACUGCAACAAGCUGGUUUCAGUUGCAGUUUAUGUUUAGAUUUUUUUUAUCAUUGCAAUGCUUUUGCUUUGAAUUACUUUAACAUUAUAAUAUGUAAAGCACCAAAGGUCUAGCUGUUUUUCGUUAAUAAAGUUGCAUAUUUAAGCAAAUACCAUGUUUAUAUUCCAUAUUGUUAUAGCGUGAACAAAGAUAUCUCUGUAUUCUUUAAAUGAAUGCACAUAUCUACAGCAACAGAACUAAAAUACUAUGCGAAGUUCUCUCACAGCUCUGGAUUCAAAAUUUGCUCUUUUUCUGGGUGCAAGCUAUUUUCAUCUUUUUCCUGAAGCAGUAAAAGAUAAUAAUGAAGAGAGAACAUUUUACAGAUCGUGGAAACCACUGUAGAAUAUAGAUGAAUGCAGCUAGUAAAGGGUUUGGCCAGAAAAUAAAGACAAAGGUACAAUCUACCUUUUACUCUUUUUUUAUAGUAAACUUCUGAUGCUGUUACUGAGACUAGAUGGUUUUAUUCUCAAUUGUAUUUCUGGGUUUUAAAAAAUGCAGUUGAACAUAAAAUGAAUGCUCAUCAAUAUAUCUUAUGGCAAGAUUGCACUAGAAAUUAUGCUGGUAUUGGUUUUAAAAGAGGUACAGUUUGUUUUAACUAAAAAAAUAAAAGGUGCCUGCCUUACCUAUA